Messenger RNA from Cydia fagiglandana, 1323 nucleotides. It is a transcript of the gene Prx4, whose product is annotated as peroxiredoxin. Gene Ontology annotation, molecular function: thioredoxin peroxidase activity. The record is from RefSeq and is a predicted model, not a curated record. The transcript has 4 exons. Lineage: Eukaryota; Metazoa; Arthropoda; Insecta; Lepidoptera; Tortricidae. Gene Ontology annotation, biological process: response to oxidative stress; cell redox homeostasis; hydrogen peroxide catabolic process. Gene Ontology annotation, cellular component: endoplasmic reticulum; cytosol. The coding region runs from base 105 to 848 and encodes 247 amino acids.
GUAUGUGUAGGUAGGUGUGCGUAAAGAAAAGAGUACGUGUCCGAUAUCGGAUAGGACUUUGUUGCAUUUUUUGUUUAUAAAUAUUGAUACUUAAUUAAUUUACCAUGAAGUAUUACUUAACGACACUGUUUAUAGUUGUAAGUUUAACAAUCCGUAGCGAAUCAUCGCUAUUCGAAAGUGAUUCGUGUUAUUCCUUCGGAAGCGGUAAUGUUUUUCCCGGCGGUGCCAGGAAAAUAGAUCAUAAAUUACAAGUUACAAAAGCCGUAAUUUCAAAACCAGCACCCGAGUGGGAGGCGACGGCAGUCGUCAAUGGAGAAUUUACACAGCUAUCUUUGUCGAGUUUCAAAGGAAAAUACCUCGUCUUCUUCUUCUACCCCCUAGACUUCACUUUCGUUUGUCCCACGGAAAUAUUGGCGUUUUCUGAACGGAUCGAUGAGUUCAAGAAAAUCAAUACCGAAGUUGUGGCUUGUUCAGUCGACUCUCAUUUCACUCAUUUGGCAUGGAUUAAUACUCCCAGAAAAGAGGGUGGUCUAGGAAAAAUCAACAUUCCUCUACUUAGCGAUCUCAGCCAUUCCAUUGCUAAAGAUUAUGGUGUAUAUUUAGAAGAUCUCGGCCAUACUUUGAGAGGCCUGUUCAUCAUUGAUGACAAAGGCAUUUUGAGGCAGAUUACUAUGAACGAUUUACCAGUAGGCCGAUCUGUUGAUGAGACCUUAAGAUUGGUUCAAGCAUUCCAGUAUACAGACAACCAUGGCGAAGUAUGUCCAGCUGGGUGGAAACCAGGACAAGACACGAUCAUUCCUAACCCAGACGAGAAGAAAAAGUAUUUCGAAAAGGUGGCAAAAAAUUAAAAACUUCCGUUGCUAUGUAGCUUACUGACAACCACGUUAAUAAAUAGCGUGGUAUAUUUUUAUACUUAUCUUACUGUAAAUUAAUUAAUUACUUAAUCGGUUUCUGAUAAGAAAGAUAGCAAUAGCCUUUCGGGCAAAUAAAGCUAAAAACUACGAUAUAAUCACAAUUCGAUUUAACCAUAGGUGGACAUAUCUGUUCGUCCUUUUAUUAAUACGUGAAAUACUCAUAAAAUAGAAUAUUUUAAUGUAGCAAAAAAUGACAAGUUAAUUUAAAUGAAAAUAUUAAUUUUAAAACGAUUUACUUUAAAUUAUCUUUUCCAUGUCAUCUGAUUAACUAAUAUUGCAUGUUUCUGUUUAGAGACUAUCCCCAAAAUAUAACUAUCGAUAAUUCUGUAGAGCGGUUACUAUGAUAUGUAUAGGCUCCUGGAAUGUAAAGUUUUUCCUUCCACUUUUAUCAUCACUUUUUAAAUUUACG